AUGUUUCGGAUGGUUCUAGAAGGUCCCCGGCGGAUGCUGAAGGAAGGGAGAGAGUCCCGGCAGCUGGUGCUGCUGGUGGUAUGUGUGGCUCUGCUUUUGGACAACAUGCUGCUGACUGUGGUGGUGCCCAUUGUGCCCACCUUUCUAUACGUCACAGAGUUCAGCCAAAUCAACGCUUCUCAGCGCCUGGGCCCGGCCAUGACUCCCCAGCAUGCCCUCACCUCGUCUACCUUCUCCACCAUCUUCUCCUUCUUUGACAACAGCACCGUGGCCUUUGAAGAAAGUGGGCCCGGUGCCUGGAUGAAUGGCACGCCUGGCACCCCACCCCCUCCAGCCCCUGACGCUCUCUCAGCACACACACAGAACUGCUUGCAAGGCACGGACUUCUUGGAGGAAGAGAACACACGAGUUGGGAUUCUGUUUGCGUCAAAGGCUCUGAUGCAACUUCUGGUCAACCCAUUUGUGGGGCCUCUCACUAACAGGAUUGGAUAUCACAUUCCCAUGUUUGCUGGCUUUGUUAUCAUGUUCUUCUCCACAAUUAUGUUUGCGUUUUCUGGUACCUAUGCUCUCCUCUUUGUGGCCAGGACUAUUCAAGGCAUCGGAUCUUCAUUUUCAUCUGUUGCAGGUCUUGGAAUGCUGGCAAGUGUCUACAAGGAUGACUGUGAGAGGGGCCGUGCCAUGGGAAUAGCCUUGGGAGGCCUGGCUUUGGGAGUCCUGGUGGGUGCUCCCUUUGGCAGUGUGAUGUACGAGUUUGUUGGGAAGUCUGCUCCCUUCCUCGUCUUGGCCUUCCUGGCAGUACUGGAUGGAGCACUACAAUUCUGCAUUCUACAGCCCUCAAAAGUCUCCCCAGAGAGGGUCAUGGGGACCCCACUCUUCACACUUCUUAAGGACCCGUAUAUCCUGGUGGCUGCAGGCUCUCUCUGCUUUGCCAACAUGGGGGUGGCCAUGCUGGAGCCCACUCUGCCAAUCUGGAUGCUGAAAACCAUGUGCUCCCCUGAGUGGCAGCUGGGUCUGGCUUUCUUGCCUGGCAGUCUGUCCUACCUCAUUGGUACCAAUCUCUUUGGUGUGUUGGCUAACAAGAUGGGCCGGUGGCUGUGCUCUCUGGUUGGGAUGGUGGUUGUAGGCGCCAGCUUGCUCUGUGUUCCUCUGGCUCACAAUAUUGUUGGCCUCAUUGGCCCCGUUGCAGGGCUUGGCUUUGCCAUAGGCAUGGUGGAUUCUUCUAUGAUGCCCAUCAUGGGACACCUGGUAGACCUGCGUCACACCUCUGUCUAUGGGAGUGUCUAUGCCAUUGCUGAUGUGGCUUUCUGCAUGGGCUUUGCAGUAGGCCCGUCCACUGGGGGUGCCAUUGUGCGGGCCGUCGGCUUUCCCUGGCUCAUGGUCAUCAUUGGGGUUGUGAACAUCCUCUACGCGCCUCUCUGCUACUACCUCCGGAGUCCCCCAGCCAAGGAGGAAAAGCUCGCAAUUCUGAGCCAGGACUGCCCCAUGGAAACCCGGAUAUAUGCAACCCAGAAGCCCACAAAGGAAUUUCCCCUGGGGGAAGACAGCGACUAUGAGGAGCCUGGCAGUGAGCAGUAG
Molecule: messenger RNA, 1575 nt
Organism: Echinops telfairi (small Madagascar hedgehog)
Lineage: Eukaryota; Metazoa; Chordata; Mammalia; Afrosoricida; Tenrecidae
Gene: SLC18A1
Product: solute carrier family 18 member A1
Exons: 15
Coding region: 1-1575 (524 amino acids)
Biological process (GO): aminergic neurotransmitter loading into synaptic vesicle; xenobiotic transport; transmembrane transport
Cellular component (GO): terminal bouton; synaptic vesicle membrane
Molecular function (GO): xenobiotic transmembrane transporter activity; serotonin:sodium:chloride symporter activity
Source: RefSeq, a predicted model, not a curated record